CCAAACGAACGCCCAAGCUACGAUCGAGCUGUACAAUCUGGUGCUCAGCAGCAAUGGGGUACCGAGCGGUGUUACUUCUACUGACCGUGGCCAGCUUUGCUGUGGCGCAAGUGGAAGAUUUAGAGUACCGUGUGACGGCCUUGGAGAGACUGGUGAGCUCUAUCACCGCAGACUUCCCACAAUAUUUCACUCAAGAUGGGACCACUGACUACUUGGAAGCAGCCGACAGUUGUUAUAAGUGUGACGACGAGGUGGCGAAGUUACACGAAAGAAUCUCCAACCAAACCCAGAUCAUAUCUAAGCUAGAGAAGGCACUGGAGGCUCUCAGACUUCGAAUUGAAGACCUGGUGAAUCGCGUCAAUGGAACAGAGAACUUCAUUGGGAAUGGAGUCUAA
Messenger RNA from Branchiostoma belcheri (Belcher's lancelet), 395 nucleotides. RefSeq lists its product as uncharacterized. The transcript has 3 exons. The coding region runs from base 54 to 395 and encodes 113 amino acids. NCBI's taxonomy places the organism in Eukaryota, Metazoa, Chordata, Leptocardii, Amphioxiformes, Branchiostomatidae. The record is from RefSeq and is a predicted model, not a curated record.